AUGGAGCAAGGGAAUCAAACUUUUGUCUCUGAAUUCAUCCUGCAGGGACUCUUCAUCCAAGAAGGACAUGAAGGCAUCAUCUUCUCCGUCCUCCUCUUCAUGUAUCUGCUGAUUCUCCUCGGCAACCUGCUGAUCGUUCUUCUGAUCCGUUGCGAUGCCCAUCUCCUCCGCACGCCCAUGUAUUUCUUCCUCAGCCACCUCUCUCUGACCGAUGUGGGUUUUGCAUCCUCCAUUGUCCCCGUAAUGCUACGCAACCUGGUUUCCCAGGACAAGGUCAUUUCCUAUGGUGGGUGCUUGUCCCAGAUGCAUUUUGUUGUGGUUUUUGGGAACACUGGCAAUUUUCUGCUUGCGGUCAUGGCCUAUGAUCGCUACUUGGCUAUCUGCCUCCCACUGCAUUACACAGGCUUGAUGAACAGAAAGCGUUGCCUCUGGAUGGUCUCUGGGUGUUGGCUCCUGGCCGUCUUCGAGGCGACGUUAUACGUAUCGAUGAUUUCUCAUCUUUCCUUUUGUGCAUCUCAGAAGAUCCCCCAUUUUUUCUGCGACCUCUUUCCACUUUUAGGACUCUCUUGCUCGGACACCACUGCCAUACAGAUGUUGUUAUUGACAGAAGGCAUGUUUGAUAUUCUGGGACUCUUUAUACUCAUUGUGUUCUCCUAUGCCCGGAUCUUCCUGACUGUAAUGAAGAUCCCAUCUUCGAGCAGCAAACGCAAGGCCUUCUCCACCUGUGGUUCUCACUUGGCUGUGGUUAUCUUAUUCUAUGGCACCCUCUGCUGGGUCUAUUUGCUGCCUUCCUUUGGGAACAAAACACUGGCUUCUCUCAUGUAUACUGUGGUCUCUCCUAUGCUGAACCCCUUCAUCUACAGCCUGAGGAACAAUGAGAUGAAGAGCGCCUUGAAGAGACUUCUGAUCAGAAUGAGAGUCAUUUGCAGACUAUGCUGGACCAUGGAGCAAGGGAAUCAAACUUUUGUCUCUGAAUUCAUCCUGCAGGGACUCUUCAUCCAAGAAGGACAUGAAGGCAUCAUCUUCUCCAUUCUCCUCUUCAUGUAUCUGUUGAGUCUCCUGGGCAACCUGCUGAUCGUUCUUCUGAUCCGUUGCGAUGCCCAUCUCCUCCGCACGCCCAUGUAUUUCUUCCUCAGCCACCUCUCUCUGACCGAUGUGGGUUUUGCAUCCUCCAUUGUCCCCGUAAUGCUACGCAACCUGGUUUCCCAGGACAAGGUCAUUUCCUAUGGUGGGUGCUUGUCCCAGAUGCAUUUUGUUGUGGUUUUUGGGAACACUGGCAAUUUUCUGCUUGCGGUCAUGGCCUAUGAUCGCUACUUGGCUAUCUGCCUCCCACUGCAUUACACAGGCUUGAUGAACAGAAAGCGUUGCCUCUGGAUGGUCUCUGGGUGUUGGCUCCUGGCCGUCUUCGAGGCGACUUUAUACGUAUCGAUGAUUUCUCAUCUUUCCUUUUGUGCAUCUCAGAAGAUCCCCCAUUUUUUCUGCGACCUCUUUCCACUUUUAGGACUCUCUUGCUCGGACACCACUGCCAUGCAGAUGUUGUUAUUGACAGAAGGCAUGUUUGAUAUUCUGGGACCCUUUAUACUCAUUGUGUUCUCCUAUGCCCGGAUCUUCCUGACUGUAAUGAAGAUCCCAUCUUUGAGCAGCAAACGCAAGGCCUUCUCCACCUGUGGUUCUCACUUGGCUGUGGUUAUCUUAUUCUAUGGCACCCUCUGCUGGGUCUAUUUGCUGCCUUCCUUUGGGAACAAAACACUGGCUUCUCUCAUGUAUACUGUGGUCUCUCCUAUGCUGAACCCCUUCAUCUACAGCCUGAGGAACAAUGAGAUGAAGAGCGCCUUGAAGAGACUUCUGAUCAGAAUGAGAGUCAUUUGCAGUUCCUGGAAAUGA
Molecule: messenger RNA, 1884 nt
Organism: Eublepharis macularius
Lineage: Eukaryota; Metazoa; Chordata; Lepidosauria; Squamata; Eublepharidae
Exons: 3
Coding region: 1-1884 (627 amino acids)
Biological process (GO): G protein-coupled receptor signaling pathway
Cellular component (GO): membrane
Molecular function (GO): G protein-coupled receptor activity; olfactory receptor activity
Source: RefSeq, a predicted model, not a curated record